AUGGAGAGGCCGGAGCCGCUCGGGAGAGGCCAUCUCUCCCGCCGCCCCCAUUCGCGCGCCUCCCUCUCACCCACCUUGCGAUCUCUCGGCUCCCCCCCGUACGCCCCCCCCCCACACCGGGCUCCCCGCUUUCCGGUCUCCCCGGCAACCCAGCUAACUUCCUCAGGCUUCGUGGCCUCCGGCAAGCGGGUGGACCAGGAGGGCGGCCUGGUCCGCGUUGUCAGAGAAGCGUGGACCGGGGCCGCGGCGGCGGCGGCAGGAGGCGGAGGAUGCGGGCUCCGGCGGCGGCGGCGGCGGCGGCGCGGGCCCGGGAGGACGCGGGAGGAUGAGGAGGAGGCCGGCGGUCCGGCCGCGCGGCGCCGGGAGGAGGCGCAGGCGGCGGGGGCGGCGGCGGGCGGCGGCGGGCGCGCGGGGUGCGGGCCGGCUCGGGCGCGGAGGGUGAAGUGGAGCGUCCGCGGGGCCUGCGCCGCGCUCUCUUCCUGCCUCCUGCUCGCCUGCGCGCUCAGCGCCGCCGCCGUCGGCCUCAAGUGCUUCUCGCUGGGCUCGGAGCUCCGCGGGGAGCCGUUCCGGCUGGGGGCGGCCGCCGGUGCCUUCUACUCAGGGCUGCUGUUGGCCGCCGGCCUCUCGCUGCUCGGCGCCGCCCUGCUCUGCUGCGGGCCCCGGGAAGCGCCCCUUGCGGGGCCGGGGUCGGGCCCCGGGCUCCGGGUCUCCGCAGCCCCGGGAGACUCUCCAGAGGCUGCGCCGGGAGAGCCGGGGGCCGCAGCCGGGCCCCCGGGGCCGGUGAACAGCCAGAACCUGCUCCUGCUCGGCGUCCUCGUCUUUAUGCUCGGCGUCCUCAGCGCCUUCGCGGGCGCGGUGAUCGACGGCGACACCGUGUCCCUAGUGGAGCGCAAGUACUCCCACUACUGCCUGCCCCCGCGCGCGCCCGCCGCGGCCCCCGGCCCCGCGGCGGCCGCCCCCGGCCCAGCCCCCGGCGCGCCGCGCGCCCGCAGCACCUUGGACAGCGCCACGUCCGCCAAGUGCCGCCAGCUGAAGGACUACCAGCGGGGCCUGGUGCUGUCCACCGUCUUCAACUCGCUCGAGUGCCUCCUGGGCCUGCUCAGCCUCCUGCUGGUCAAGAACUACAGGUCGUCACAGGCCCGGCGCGGCCGGCGCGGCCGGCGGAGGGGCAGUCGGGCCCUGGCGCGGCCCCGCAGCGGCCCGGGUCUCCGAGUGCAGCUGCCAGCCUCCCGGGUGCGGCGGGGCCGGCGGGGCCGGCGGGGCCGACGGCUGCAGCCGCGCCCCAGCGAGGCUUCCAUUCUGUCUCCGGAGGAGUCGGACUUCGCCGCCCCAGGGGACUGCGUGGGAUUCGCGGCGAACCACGCCGUCUCCUACAUCAACGUGGGCGUCUCCCACGCGUCAGACGAGGCAGGUGUGGAGGUGUGCUGCGGCGGGCACCCGUCCGUGGAGCUCCCCGGCUAUGCGCCCUCGGACCCCGACCUCAACGCCUCCUACCCCUACUGCUGCCGGCCGCCCUGCGAGGCGGCGCGCCCCUGGGAGCCAGGCCGGGUGUGCUGAGCCCGGGACGGAACGCGCAGCGUGCUUCCCAGCCCGCCACCACCGCGAGGAGGCUGGGGCUGGCGAGGCGCGGAGUGAGGCCUCGGCCGUGGGGGCGCACCUCCAGGGCCUGUCAGCCCAGCGUGAGGCCUCCCCGCCAGGAGAAUGGCCCUCCGGUGUUAUCAUUUCUGUGUCUGGGAGGUUUCUCUUCUUUUCUGUGUCUCUUCGUAUCCGGAUUCCAUUUUAAAGUUUACAAUAAAUGUUUGGGGUUAGCUCACCUCAACCGCACUUCUCCUUGGCAAGUCCGUUCCCGGGGGCGACACUCCCAGGUCCCGGGUGAGAGCUGCCGCGCAGGGCGAUCCCGCGGGAGGAAGACUCCUCCGGCCCAGAGGACAGAAGGACAACUCCAGGAACGAAGGCGCGGGAAGCACCCGACAGCAACACUUUGUACACGGAUGUGCCUGCUUUGUUGAUAAUUUCUUACUGUAAAGCUCCAUAAACAGUGGAAAUGUUUGGUAAAUUUAUUGCAAUUU
Molecule: messenger RNA, 2069 nt
Organism: Phyllostomus discolor (pale spear-nosed bat)
Lineage: Eukaryota; Metazoa; Chordata; Mammalia; Chiroptera; Phyllostomidae
Gene: TMEM271
Product: transmembrane protein 271
Exons: 3
Coding region: 1-1557 (518 amino acids)
Source: RefSeq, a predicted model, not a curated record